Molecule: messenger RNA, 453 nt
Organism: Hyphopichia burtonii NRRL Y-1933
Lineage: Eukaryota; Fungi; Ascomycota; Pichiomycetes; Serinales; Debaryomycetaceae
Exons: 1
Coding region: 15-338 (107 amino acids)
Biological process (GO): mitochondrial electron transport, NADH to ubiquinone
Source: RefSeq, a predicted model, not a curated record
GAUAGUAUUCAAGUAUGUCCAGUCCUAUCCUCCCAUUCACAGAAGCCAACUCUAAAAGAGUUGCCUCAUUAUUCAGACAAGCCUUGAGAACUGCAUUCGAUAGCACCCUUAAAUUCGACGCUUACAGAGCCCAAACUCUCAAAAUAAGACAACAAUUCGAGGCUAAUAAACAUAUCAGUGAUCCAGUUGAAUUAGAAAAAGUCAUUGCCAAAACAGAAGCUAAGUUGACUGAAACAAAACACCCAGAUCCUUAUAUUACUCCUUGUAGACCAGGGGGUACCAAAUACCAAAGAAAUAUUGAACUUCCUAAAGAAGAUGUUGUUCCUGGUGAUUGGUAAAUUCAGUUAGAAGUUUUUCAAUAUCAUGAUAUAGUAUAAUUCCAAUCAUUUUUGAAAAUCCUGCAAAUAUCUAUUAUGUCACAAAUCCUUUGAAAUUAUUCCAACUCAUUUUCCU